Lolium perenne is the source of this 1648-nucleotide messenger RNA. RefSeq names its product transcription termination factor MTERF15, mitochondrial. Gene Ontology annotation, molecular function: double-stranded DNA binding. NCBI's taxonomy places the organism in Eukaryota, Viridiplantae, Streptophyta, Magnoliopsida, Poales, Poaceae. Gene Ontology annotation, biological process: regulation of DNA-templated transcription. The record is from RefSeq and is a predicted model, not a curated record.
CGCCCGUGCCGGACGUGGCAGGCGAUGAGCGCGUUCCAGGCAACGGCGUCUCGCGCGGGCAUUUCGUCGAACAGGCGGGAGGCGGCGCCUGGGAGGCCGGCUUUUGCAUAGGCUGUGAGCAGGGCGGUCGCCGGGAUGGGGCUGGAGAGGGAAGAAGACUUGAGCAGCGUGGCGUGGAUUGCGGAGGAGUGGGAGGGGUGGGAGGAGAGGCGGCGGAGCAGCGCGGAGAGAGGCGGCGGCGGCGGCGCACGAGACAUUUGCUGGGACUUGGAGGCCCCAAGAUGGGGCAGCUGGGCCAAGUUGCUGUUAUCAGUAUCACAAACACGAACUCGCUCAAAUAAGCAGUCAGCGCGAGCGAUGCUCCGCCUCCAAAGCCACCUCCUCCGCGCCGCCGCCUCUCCCCUCCACCGCUUCCACCUCUCCACCGCCGCCGCCGCCGCCUCCACAACCCCUGCCCAGUUCGUCGUCGAGGACUACCUCGUCGCGUCGUGCGGCCUCGCACCAGCGAAAGCGCUCAGGGCCUCCAAGUACCUCUCCCACCUCAAGUCGCCUGCCAAUGCCGACGCCGUCCGCGCGUUCCUCGCCGACGCCGGGAUCGCCAAAGCCGACAUCGCCUCGGCCAUUGCCUGCUUCCCUCGGCUCCUCUGCUCCAGCGUCGACAAAACCCUAACCCCCCGCCUCGCUCAGCUCCUGGACAUGGGCCUCUCCCCUCCCCAGAUCUCCCGCCUCUACGCCUUCGCGCCCUCCCUCAGCCCCGCCCGGAUCUCCCGCCUCGCCUUCUACCUCUCCUUGCUGGGAUCCUACGACAAGGUGGAGGCUGCCAUCAGGUUUAACUUCUCCCUCCUCUCAAGAAACAUUGACACCGUCAAGCUCAACAUCGCGUUCCUGCAGCAGUGCGGACUAACCUGUGACGAUAUCGCCGACCUCUACGCGCGUGGACGUACCGGCAAUCUGCUCACCAGCAGUUUAGAGCAUGUCAAGGGAAUGGUAGCAUGUAUCGAGAGGCUAGGCGUGAGCUGCGACUCCGGGAUGUUCAAGGCAGCCCUUGUCACCGUCUGCAACCAAAGGCCUGAGAGGAUUACCGCGAAACUCGAGUUACUGGAGAGGGCUCUUGGAUGCUCGGAGGCCAGGAUGGCCGUGUGCAAGCUGCCCACCAUCCUUAACCUGUCGGAGCUCACGCUAGGCUACAGGGUGGAGUUCAUGAGGACCGAGUUUGGGUUAGAGCCUUCAUACAUCGCGCACAGGCCUGCCAUUCUCAUGUACAGCUUGCAGAGGCGGCUCAUCCCACGGCAUUUUGUCAUCCAUGUUCUCAAGUCCAAGGGCUUGGUCAAGAGAGACAUUGACUUGUUCCACGUGUUUUGUAUUACCCACAACAAAUUUGUAGACAAGUACCUUGACCGUCGGUGAAUGUGUUCCAGGGCACUUGCAGCUGCUUAUCCUGCUGCUUGUGCAGAUGCUUCCCCGAGUUCAACAGUGAGAGAUUGAAACAUGGAUGUGAAGGUCUAUUCUAAUUACCAUGUUGGCCUAAGUUGAUGUAUUGAAGUCCUCAGUUCUGAAUGGAAGUCUAGGGAUUUGAUUAAAUUUGCUGUGGCUGAGCUUAUAAUUUAUUUCUUAUUAUUAUUCAUGAUAUUUUGGUGGAUUAUUGUUC